Pecten maximus is the source of this 447-nucleotide messenger RNA. Its product is annotated as glutamic acid-rich protein-like. Lineage: Eukaryota; Metazoa; Mollusca; Bivalvia; Pectinida; Pectinidae. The record is from RefSeq and is a predicted model, not a curated record. The transcript is spliced from 3 exons. The coding region runs from base 1 to 447 and encodes 148 amino acids.
AUGUUGUCAUGGGACCCCAAAAAAGGCAAGUAUGUGGUCAAGGACCUAUGCGAGGGGAGUAUGUUAUCAGAAGGACCCAGAUCAGGCAAGGGACACGAACAAGACAAGUAUAUAUGUUGUCGGAGGAACCUAGCCAAAGCAGUUGAACACAAAAAGGCAAGUAUGUUGUCAAGGGACGCAAACAAGACAAGUAUGUUGUCAGGGGGAACCCAAAAAGCCAAAUAUGUUGUCAGGGGACACAAACAAAACGAGUAUGUUGCAAGGGAACACAAACAGGACAGGAGAAAAAAAGGGGAGGGGGUCGAAAGAGGAGGAGUUGAAAAAAACAAGGUAUGGGUCAAUAACGAGGAGGAGGAGGAGGACGACGAGGACGAGGACGAGGACGAGGAGGACGAGGAGGACGAGGAGGACGAGGACGAGAAGGAGGAGGGGAAGGAGGAGGAGUAG